AUGGCCUCGAUCAACGAGCUCCCGAAUCCUCCCUCAGACACCAUAUCCAGCGUCGUCUUCUCGCCCGACAGCAACAAGCUGAUUGUAGGAAGCUGGGACAGCGGCAUUCACGUCUACAGCAAUGAAGGUUCAGGCUUCCAACUCAGCAAGAAGAUUGAAUGCGAUGCGCCGGUCCUCGGUCUGGCUUGGAAUCCAGACAACAACACAAUCUACUCAUCCGGCCUUGAUCAUGAGGUCGCAAAGUAUAGCAUCGAGCAAGGCGAGGAAAGCCGGACAGUAUUGAGCUCCCAUUCACAGGCAGCGAACAAAGUCGCCUACAGCAAAGAGUUGGACCUGGUCAUCUCCACAAGUUGGGAUGGAACGAUGAAUGUGCAAGAUCCGAAUACUACCUCCUACGUCUCCGUCAAACUCGAUGCGAAGCCUUUCGCCCUCUCCGUCACCCACGAUAGCGCCCUCGUCGUUAUGGCCGAACGAAAACUCCACGUCUUCAAACUUCAAGCCCUCAAGCAACUCCUCGAACAAGCCGGCAGCACCGCAGACGAACAAGCUCCCAUCCACGCAGAGCCCUGGCAACAUCGCGAAAGCAGCUUGAAGUUUAUGACGAGAGAUGUGGCAUGUAUGCCGGACGGAACGGGCUUCGCAGCUUCCAGCAUCGAGGGAAGAGUCAGCGUAGAAUUCUUUGACGAAGAGCAGAACAAGAACACGUAUGCCUUCAAAUGCCACCGAGAGAAAACGACGGUGACAUCAGCGGGCGAGAAUGGUGGGGAGGAGGAAAAAACUGUGGAUAUUGUAUACCCGGUCAACGCGGUUGCUUUCCAUCCUUCACACGGAAGUUUUGCAACGGGAGGUGGAGACGGGAUUGUUGCGCUUUGGGAUGCGAAGAAUAAGAGAAGAAUUCGGGCGUAUCCGAAGCUCGCGGCGAGUGUGGCUACGUUGGAUUUCAGUGCGGAUGGAAGGCGGUUGGCGAUUGGGGUUAGUCCGGGUUUUGAGGAUGGGAGAGAGGAAGAGGAGCCGGAUCCGAGUCUCGUGAAGGUGUAUGUGAGAGAGCUUGAGGAGGGCGAGACGAAGGCAAAGGCCCCGAAGGCGAAGUAG
Messenger RNA from Lecanosticta acicola, 1092 nucleotides. Lineage: Eukaryota; Fungi; Ascomycota; Dothideomycetes; Mycosphaerellales; Mycosphaerellaceae. The record is from the annotation of a GenBank genome assembly.